GCUGCAUCCCUUUUUGGGUAGGUCAGUCCAUGAGCUCUUUGCCAAUAAACAGCUCCUCCUUAAUUGUCAUUACCCACAGUCCAGAGAGGCUCAUUCUGUGUCACUUCACUGAGGGACUCACACAGCAACAGCUGCAUUGGACAAAUAGUUCACAUCAAUCUUUUAUCAGAGAGGAGGGUUAAGAUUUUUUUUUUCUCCAAAAAUGAUACAUGUCAGAGGGUUUGGGGAUGAGAAAUCCCAGCUACAUGAAUUGAACAACCGAUUGGGUCAGUACCUCUCCAGGGUAAGACAGCUGGAGGAAGAGAACCAGUUGCUGGUGGAAGAGAUACACAGACUUCGUCUGGAAAGGGGGGCAGAAUGGGCACAAGGGUACCAUGCUGAAAUAUUCCAGCUGAGGACAAAAGUGGAGCAGCUGACUGUGGAAAAGUGUGAGGCAGAAAUUCAGAAAGAAAAUCUGUGCCAGGAGCUGCAGACCCUCCAGGAGCUAUGGGAACAAGUGAGGGCCAUGAGAAUUGGCAUUGACAAGCAAUUGGCACUUUACAAGCAGGAUCUGCAGCAGGCAAGAAAUAGCCAGGCUGCCCUGGAAGAACUUUAUAUUCGUCUCCAGCAGGAAUGCCAGGUGCUCCAAGGCUCAAACUACCAGGAGCUCCUGGAGCUGAGGGAACAGGUACUGAAGGUUCCACUGCAUAUUGCCAUGCAUGAAACAGGGAGCCCCAGACUCAGCUUGCAGGAUAUACAAAGUAUCUCUCUGGAGCUCUCGCAGUCCUGGAAAGAUUCCUUUCUGCUCUAUCAGAAGAAAAUUGAGGAAAUGGAGAAUCAUCUGAGGCUGGGUGAGGAGGAAAGGCAGGGGGUGGAAGAGGAGACCAGGGUCUACAGCCUUCAGGUGGUGGAGUUGCGCAGAGAGUAUGAGGAGCUGAUGGGCAUCCAAAAGAUGUUGCAAGAAGAGCUGCUGAGGAUGAAGGAGAAGUAUAGACUAGAUGUACAAGAAUAUCAGGUCAGUGUGCUGUCACCAGUGGUACAGGGAAACUAAACAUGAAUUUUAUUUAACUUAAAUUUAGAACUGUGCAAGCUUGAACCAUGUGAUUGGCAAGGGUGUUUAAUGGGAUAAGCAAGGAUAUUCUCUGCUUUUGCACAGGUAACCAUUUUGGUUUUGACCAUUGUUUAAGGUCAGAUACACUCUAUAAACAUUCAGUACUUAUCUAAUAAUGAUGCAGGUGGAGAUUAUUUAUUAUUUAUUUUCUGCUGUUUUAUCUCAUUCCUUGACUGGAUUGUAUUCCUCUCCUCAUUUUGUUUACUUUCUCUUGAAAGUUCUAAUGAACUGUGAGAAUCAACCACAAAGCACCUUCACUUUGUCCAAGGACUUUAUAUAGUUUAUGUAAUUAACUGUAUGGCCUUGAUUUAAUUAUUUUGGAUGAGCUUUACAAAUGAUGACAGUCUUCUAGAAAAUAAAAUGUUUUAUAAUGAUAUAUCUAGACUAGUCACAAUUAAACCUAACAAAUCUUUGUAGGUAAAUCAUCUGAAACGUUUUUUUCUUGCAGAUAAGCUUAUAGCAAUAGAAUUACAUGAGGCCUAUGUUAGUAGAGUUGUUGCAUUAUCCAGUUUUAGGUCUUCAACCUUAUUUUUGCAUUAAAAACUCCUAUGUGGUCCACAUCCUCUGGCAUUCAGUAAGUUCAAAUAGUCUACUCUAACCAGCAUUGAACACAAGGAAAGUAAGUGAAAAAAGUUCAAACCUCUUUAUUAUACAUUGGGGUGCAAUGUGGAGGUCCCCAGAAAUGACAAAAAGAUACUAGUUCAUAUUAAGUUUCCUGUUAAGAAACAUGUGUGAUAUUUCAUGUAAAUGCUUAGGAAACGGUUUCUCCCCUGUGGAUCUAGUGCGGACGUAAACAGUUAUUCAGUAAGGUGUCAAUUUCCAGGAAUUCAAUUAAAAUUUUAGCCCAAAAUAUCUGAAAUCAAAAAAUUGUCAGUUAUGUUUUUGUUUUGCUUUUUUAGACUAUAUUUGAAAUUCCGUUUGCGUUCUCCAGCUCAUCUUCAACUGCAAUUCUACCACUUUCAAUCAUCAUGUUUGUCACACCUAUAAACAUUAUGUUCUUCACCAUAACUCAAACAUAAUACUAUUGUAGAUAUAUUUAAAGGAAUACAAGGUCACCUUUUAUAGCCAUAUUUCUGUUUGGUUUCAGUGAGUUGUUGUACUUUUUUUGCAAUUUACAAAAUUGUAGACUGCGUAACUAGAUGCAUCAUUUACAAUUCUUAAUGUUGAAGUGACAGUUUCUUUUAAAGGAAGACUCUGCACACCAAAAGAACUGAAAUGGUUAUUCCAAACUUAUUUAAAAGUUUCAAAAGUUUCUCUAUUUUAGCUUUAACUGUACACAAGUACACUUAUGCCUCCUCCCUCCGUUUUCUUAUCAAAUUACGUUCUCCAACAUCACAGAGAAGCAUUGUUGGACCUUGGGCACAUGCACGCCAAGCACCGUGACCUGCCUAUCAGUUUCUUCUGAUAGAGAAGCAUUCAAUCCAGAAGCAGUGAAUACAACACCACACUUGCAUGCGGUGUGUGCAUUCACAAGCAGCUAGAUGAGCUGAGUAACAGCACAUCUCACCUUUAAAACCUGCUAUUUCACAAUUCGUCAAGGAGGGGAAGGUGCGAGGGCUGUACAGAGGGUGGUGGGGGUUGGACAAGUAAUGGGGAAAAGCUAUAAAAUAUAACACAGGGAAAAGAGAAAGGCUACGAGGGCUGGCAUAAAGAAGAUAGGGAGGAAUAUUAGAUUAUGCCAGUUAUAAAUACUUUGUGCGUGCUGCUUACAAGGGAAGAAGCUCAUCGUGACUGUCGCCAGCGAGCAGUGUGUGCUAAUUACGGACUGUUUUUUGCACAGAGCUCACAAGAGUCAGUCUGGAACAGAAUUCUGGGUGACAAAGUCAUGUGUACUCGAUGUGUAACUACUCUGUGGCACAAAUAGACAGAUCACUCUGUGAAGACAGUGUUUCAAGCUGAAACGUUGCACAUACGGAAUGCUGUUACCGAGACCCCUUCUUAACGUAGAACUGGCAUUGGAGUUUGGAGAAACCCUUUAAGGGCCACAACUCUCAUAUUCACAACACAUAUUCCCGAUUGGCAGAUAAUCAGUACAGUUAAGCCAAUAACAUAAGUGUGAACUGAGAUGCUGACUUGAUUUCACCCAUACCAAUCACUGCCCUCUUCUUAUCCCUUGUAUCUGACUACUCGCACUACCAUAGAAAGAACUCACUAUUCUUUGGGGGUCAUGCUUUCACACUAUGCACAUCUACACAGAGUACUAUGGUUAUCUCCUAAUUAUUGAUCUCCUAAUUAGUGUGAAUUAACCCUCCUUCUCAAACUUCUAACCUCUAUGUUCAUGUUUACCAGAGUUUUCUUAUCUGAAAAAUUAUGUUACCAUUUCCUGUUUCAUCUUGGUUAUUGUUAACUUUUACAGUUUUUUCAAGCAGAAAUAAUGCACAUAUUGACUUCUACCACUUAAAGCAGAAGUGGUCAUGGUGGUUGGAAUAACCCUUUGAAGGGACACUAUAGUCACAAAACAACUUUAGCUUAAUGAAGCAGUUUUGAUACAUAGCUCAUGCCCUGUAAUCUCACUGUUCAAUUCUCUGCUAUUUUAGAGUUAAAUCACUUUGCUUAUGUUGCCCCAGUCACAACUCCUUGCAUGUGACUUAUACAGACUUCCAAAACUCUUCCAGUAAAGUAAUAUCUAAUAUUUACACUUCCUUUGAAAUGUUGUUUUAUUUAGAAUUUCUUAUCUCCUGCUCUGUCAGUAGCUUGCUCGAUUCUGCAGGAGUCUCCUGUUUUGCAAUUAAAGUUCAAGUUACAGAGCAGGAGAUACAAACUUAAAGUAAGUUAUAUCUUAUUGAAAAUGAAACCAUUUUGUUUUCAUGCAGGUUGUGUCACUCACAGCCAGGGGAAGUGUGGCUAGGGCUACAUAAACAGAAACAAAGAAUGGUAAAUUGGCAUGCAUAAGCAGAGACUUGCGAGGGGCAGAUAUGGGAAGAGGCUGAUAAGGGGGCAAUAUGAAGCAGAGGCUGUUGAAGGAAGAAAUAGAGAACAUAGGCUGAUGAAUGGGCUAGUAGAGAGCAGAGGCUGGUGAAUGAGCUAGUAGAGAGCAGAGACUGGUGAAUGAGCUAUUAGAGAGCAGAGGCUGGUGAGAGAGCUAGUAGAGAGCAGAGGCUGGUGAAUGAGCUGGUGAGAGAGCAGGCAUGGAGGAGAGAGAAGUAGGGGUGUAGAUGUGGGAUAGACUGAUAAGGGAUAUGCUGAUGACACUGCAGGUGUGGGGGUAAUAAGAGACAAAAAUGGGGGAGGGCAGGGGUAGAAUAGAUGCAUGAAAGACACCAAUGAAGAGACAGGUGGUUGAAGACCAGGGAGAAGUGGGAUGGUAAGAGAUGGAGUUAGAUAUAAAUGGAAAGAACGGGUAAAGAGCUAUUACAAUCACAUACACUCACAUUCAGCAAAUCUCAACACACAUCACAUUCAGUCAACCACACAUAAAACACAAGUGCAUCAUACUCAGCCAACCUAACAACAUUCAGCCGACCAGACACACAACACACACAUUUCACACUCAACCACAUUGACUCAGAGUAGCUCUGCGAUAUAGUCUUGCACGCUGCACUUGGCUGAGGUAUACUGGUAUGCAGCGCUGUGGUACACUGAAACACCAUACAUUAUUGCUGCCUGUAUUGCUGAGGAGCUCCACACAUUACUGCGGACAUGACUGUUCUUGCUCUGCUAUAGUUAUCAUGAGCCCAUUGCUAGUCUUCAAUCAGUGGCAACUACUGGCCUUGGGGCAACACAGAGGGUAAAUUCAGACUUGUCCUUAACAUUUCAAAUGUACAAAGGAGAUGCUUUAGUUGUAGCUAGUGUGAGUGGGUGAUGUCCAGGGUUGAAGAUAUCCUAAAAAAAAUUGAGAAUUACUAAUAACAAUGUAUGCAACUAAAAUGUAAUUUAGAGCAAGAACAAUGUAUCCUAUUUGCACAGACUGACUUCUAAAUACAUUUAUUGUAGUUUAAAGACACAUUACUGUGAGUAUUAUUGCUUUGGAGCUCUGGUAUAAACUCAGAAACACCCAUAAUACUGAGCAUCUAGAAAAGCAGGGUAUUUAUAUAAAAUAGAAGGACAUAGCAAUUUCUACCCAAAAUGGGGACUGUCCCUUCUAAACAGGGACAGUUGGGAGGUAUGCCAUCCUUAUUGACUGGUGCAAAUUGUCCAUCAAAAACAAUGCGUCCCAUGACAGAUGCACUCAUAUUUGCCUAUGAGGCUUAUAGUGUUUAGUAUAUGAACCUUUAGUUUAGUAAUGUAUACAUCCCAUACCACCCUAAUGCAAAUUCUUAUUAAAUCAAGAUACAACACAGUAACACAUGGAUUAGCUCUGUCUGGCUACAAAAUAGCAAAGUACUGCAGUCAUUUCAUGCCAUACAUUGAUGUGCCAAGGCCCAUCAUUUGUUGCACAACGUAAAUAUUUGGAGUCUUUAAUGGGUCAACACAGAAAGAUCAUAGGUCUAAUGCUGGAUUUAGUUUCUUAUAAUCUAGCCUUUUAAAUCAAUCCUUUAGAAUACCACAUGUCUCAGCAUGUCUCAUAAAAUGUUACCGCUGACACUAAUAGUGUUCUUACUGUUCUGCCCGACCAAAGUAACGUAUGUGCAUGGUGUCACAUUGCACGGAGCAGACAUUUAGUCCCCUGCAUAGCACUUAUGUUUCUUUAUGAUGAUACAACAGUAGCACAAACACAUCUUCAAUAGUCUUUCUUAAAGUUAAAGGGACACUCUAGACCCCUAAGGUACUUCAACUUGCUGAAGUGAUUUAUGUUUGAAAAGUGUGUCCUCUUUUUUUCAAAAGUUUUCAAGGGGGUGCAGCCAAAACCGAGUAAAAGAGCAGAACACAGAAAAAAUUGAAAGAAAUGGAAUCCGUGUGAAAAUUAUUAUUAUUAUUUUAUUAUUUAUAUAGCGCCAUCAAAUUCCAUAGCGCUGUACAAUGGGUGGGUGUAAAAGGGAAUAAGAACCACCUCCACACUGAUCCCAUGCACCAAGAGGGCACUCCAGCAAUGCCCAAGGGCUUAACUCUAGAUACUAGCAACAGAAACAAAGAAGCAAAAAUUCACAAACUGAAUAUAAUGCUGGCUGGGGAUAAAGACGCAGGCACCAAAGCAUACAGUGGUAUGGAACAAUGUAACCAGAGGGAGACCACUAAAUAUCUGAAGGAACAGAAAGUAUGAACACAGAAAUAAACUAACUCCAAAUAAUAAAUAACGAACUAGCCUUAUAGGGCUACUCCCAUGCCUAAGUAAGUAAGGAGAUAAAGUUACUAAACACCGAAGCCUGCAAUAUUCAUAUAGGCUUUAUUAGUCCUGGCCCUUUAAUGCAUAGGGUGUUAGUAAAUCUCCCCUUAGUACCUAAGCACCAAAAAAAAGUGCUAAAGGGAGAAAGGUCACUGUCAAAAAUAUUGGCAGCCCUAAUAAUCAAAAGUAGACAGAUGGAUAGAGUAAAAUAAAGAAAGCCUCUCUCCUUGUGAGACUUAUUAAAUAGGCAUAGAAGAAAAAAUGUAAAUCAAAAAUCAUAACAAACUCCCAUGCCUAAGUAAGUGAGGAGAUAAAGUGCUAAACACCUAAAUCUGCAAUAUACAUAUAGGCUUAAUUAGUCCUGGCCUUUUAAUGCAUAGGGUGUUAGUAGAUCUCCCCUUAAUUCCUGAGCUAAUGCUAAAGGGAGAAAAGUUACUGUCUAAAGGAUCAGCAGCGCUAAUGAUCAAAAGUAGGACAAAUAAAGUAAAGUAAAGUAGAGAAAGCCUCUCUCCCUGUUAAACUUACUAAAUAGGCAUAGAAGAAACAAACUGAAAGGAAAAACUCAAAUCAUAACAAAAACGUGUUUUACACAGUGCAGUGAAGUGCCCAUGUGUGUGCAAGUUAAAUUUGACGCAUAGGUAAGAACCUGACGCGCGUUUCGGGGCAGUAUAUAUGCAGUUGCACCUAAGUCAGAGACUCAGGUCAAUGAGCAGAACACCAAUGACAUUGACACCUGUGAAAUUGUCUGAAUGAGCUGUAAAUUCUAAAUUUCAGUCAGUCCUAAAUUGCCAUGAGAUUGGGUUGACUAGACCCUAAGGGUUUUCUCAGGAGCUCUAAAUUUGCAGCCUGCAAAGAAGUUCUGUAAUGUGCUCAGAGCUGUCAAUUUCACCAUUAUUCAUGGCUUGUAGAAAGCAGCCUGAUUGAAGUGAUGUAUUUGUUGCAAGUAUUACCAGUCUCCUGAACAUUCCAAAGUGGUUUUGAUUCCAGGACAGCCUUGAUGCUCACCCAGGGUACGUUGUCAAACAGUUUGAACAGUUUGAUUAAUUGUCUACCAGGUGUCCGCUACGUCUUCUGUCCCAGAAUCUCCUACACAGAGCUCAUUGGAAGAGAGCACUCAGCUGACACUCUAAGCCAAAGCCUAAGCCAAGAGACUUGAUAAAGGUUCAGAGAGAAGCCGAAAUGUUGUCUCUACUUGUUGUUCCUAAUAAAAGACUGCCUUUUAGAAGAAACCUCAGGUAUGCUUGGAUAUUUGUCUUAUCUUCCACUCUAAGCCAAUGAGUCAGCCAUGCACUAUAGCAGUGGUUCCCAACCUAGUCCUAAAGUACCCCCCACCAGUCCAGGAUUUAGGGAUUACCCUGUUGUGUCUAAAGUGUUUUUCUUUUCUUUUUCUAGAAACACCUUAAACACAACUAUGUAGUCCCUAAGUGGACUGAGUUGGAAACCACUGCACUAUAGGGAUUAGCUCAGUGGAGUUUACAGAAGCUCCUUGCAAGAGAGUUAGCUCUAGAGCAGGCAGUGACUGGCUCUUUGCAGACCCCAGGUAAAUUCUCAAAACAUUUGACUACUUACAGAGGAGGGCACAGAUCAUUCCUGACACCAUAACCACAGUAGAGGACUCUAGUGGUAACAGUAGCUGGACUGUUCCUUCAAAGGUGUGCAGGAAAUCUUUAGACACAAGAACCUGCCGGGACAUGAAGAAGUGAUCAUUGUAAUUGCUUCUGUCCAUCAGAGAGGUGACACUACAGAAAGUGAAUUUGGUACAGCGGAUAAAGACCAAUAUAAGUUUGAAAAAUUCACAGCUGACUUUCAAAGUUUAGUUCUGUUUAGCUAAAUGAAAGCAUUUAGGUUAGUGAAUAGAUGCUGUAGGAUUUCUCCAAGAUAUGAAAGAGACCCCUGCAGAAUGUGUCUGCCUUGCAGCUCAGCUUCUACACUUUUUCGUUAAUAAGCAUCAUAUCUUUAAAAAGCAAUUAACUGAGUUUAUGACCCAGAGUUCUCAGUAGCAAAAAUGUUUGGUUUGGCUCCAGAUUCCUCUAUCCUGCAUUUGUCCAGAUGUUAACUUUCAGAAUUCACGAGUGUGUUUCUGGAAGUAACACAUUCUCUCAAUUUUUCCCGACAAGCAUUUUUCAGAUGAUACCUGAUUAAAAAUUCUAAUUUUCUUGCCGUGCUUUGUGGGUUCUAGUGACAUCAUUUCCAUAGGGAAUAAGAUAAUCCACAUAAAUAAUUGGUGAGCCGAUGUCAUGUGGAACAUUUAGAGGAGGAUGGAAAAUAAAGAAAACAGAUUAUAUCCUCUCCAGUUUCUGUAACUUUACCAUAAAUUGAAAAGUCAGAGUAUUGUUUUUACAUCAUAUGUGGCAAUGAAGUAUCACAUUUUUGUGAGAUAACACCUAAUGCACGGUCAGCUACUUUUAUAAAAACAAAAAUGACUCAAUUAGUGUCACUAUGAAUUUGGAAAGUAGCUGGAAUAUGUCAAGAAACAGUGAUGCAUGUGGAGCAAUAAAAUCUUUAUAUAAUGUUCGGUGCAAUGGGAGAGGUAAAACUGAAGAGAAGGAGUAAUGGAGGUGAGAGAAAGUGGAGGACUGGAACAAUAGAGAAAAAUACACAAGGGCUCAAAACCACCAGAACCGUGGGUCGAGUAUGAAAGAGCCAAUGCUCAGUGAGCAGAGAGGUGGUGGAUUAAUUUUACUAAUUCUUCUCCAGCCGCGGAGCCUAAACUUUAAGAAAAUAAUUAAUCUUGACACUAAUGGCAGCAGUAACCUUCUAGAGAUACUAAACCAGACGUUGCUUCGGCCCAUGCAUUUGUGGGUGUUUUGAAAGUUUUCCAAUUACUGUCUUAGCUGCCAUGCAGACCCAAAAGACUAAUUCAUUUUUUAGGUGGUUGAAUUGGUGAGUUACGGUGACCUAUUAAUAUUUAGAUUCGCACCAUUUCCUCUACAUUUUAAAAAAUACUCUAAAAGGCCGAAAUUGGGGAGGGCACCACUAUAUAUUUCAGUAUGUACCAAUUUUGGAACAAACUCUAGUACGAAACCAUCAGGUACAUGGGGUUUUGCUGUACAAUAGUAUGAUACCAGAUACCUACUUAUUCUAUAAUACCGGUUUAAUUUAAUCAUUACAUGUGUCACCACAAAAUGGACAGAAGUGAAGAUAUCAGUCCAGUAGUCCCUACUAAGAGUGUUGCCCAGGUAAGGCUUCUAUUUAAUGGUAUAGGCUGGCAAAGCAAAUAAGCUCAAAUAAAAUGUCAAUCAUGGAGGGGUAAAAAAUGGAUAUGGUGUCCUGAUAUAUUAAGGAUCUUCUGUAUUUCAAUGGCUGGUUACUGCAUUUGAGUGGUGAGGUGGGCCAGGACAUAGCAAAGAAGCUGCUUGGAAAAGUAGAAUUCAGACUGUGGAAGGUCAUGCAGUUCAGUAGGAAUGAGAAUUGUUAUAGGUUUAUUGUGACUAAUUUCCCGAUAUGGGUGGGCCCUGCUCUAAUCGUAACAUGGCAGAUAAACAUAUGUACUACUUAGACUAGUUUCAGAGACUCUUCUCAAAUUUAUGAUUUAUUUUGGUAUUGUCUAAUAGGACUCUUGUGAGUAGAGAAUUGCAUUUGAUGUGUAUACAUUGUUACCAUUUUUGCCUUUUUAACAAUUUAGUAAUACCUAUGCUUUGAUAUAUUUAAUUUAACUUAGCAUUGUAAAUUAUUACAAUCUGUUAGAUAAACCAAGUGAAUAAUCUAGAGCAGCGUUUCCCAAUUAUUGUUCCGCGAGAACAAAAUUGGGGUUCUGCGGCGAUUUGCUCGAUGGAUAUUGCUAAACAGGGGUCUGGUCAGGCGCUGCGGGCGUCUAAGAACGGACCCCUGUUGUAUGGGAUGCUGGGAAUAAGUGACAGCACUUCCUCCCAGACAAAGCGUGCCGGCUGGAGGGAGAGGGAGUGAGGGAGUGAGUAGCUGUCGACCUGGCACACCAUCCUCAGCCUGCAGCACCGAAUUAAGAAAAAAGGUUAAACAUAUGUGUCUGUGUGUGUAUGUGUGUGUAUCUGCCAAUGUGUGUAAAUCUGUGUGUGUAUGUGCCAGUUUGUGUAUCUGUGUGUCAAGGUGUGUAUGUGUCACUGUGUGUGUAUAUAUGUGUGUCAGUGUGUAUGUGCCAGUGUGUGUAUGUCCCAGUGUGUAUCUGCCACUGUGUGUGUGUGUGUGUGUGUGUGUGUGUGCAUGUGCCAGUGUGUGUGUGUAUCUGUGUACACUGACACACAGAUACACACUGACACACAGAUACACACACCUUGACACACAGAUACAUACACACAAACACAGAUACACACUGUGUGUCAAGGUGUGUGUAUCUGUGUGUCAGUGUGUGCAUCUGUGUGCCACUAUAUGCCAGUGUGUGUGUGUAUCUGUGUGUCAGAUACAUACACACACACACACAGAUACACACACCGGCACGUACAAACACAGAUACACACACCUUGACACACAGAUACACACACGCACAGAUACACAGAUGUUGAUACACUAUGUCAAAGGGUUCCAUGGGAAAAAGUAACUGGGAACCCUAUGCACAGGUAUUGGUUUUGUUUUGGUUCAGACAACAGUUGCCUCCGUGAUUAAAUGGUUGAACAAUUUAUGUUUUGCGUGUUUUCACUUAAUUACCCAUGAGCUUUAGGCUCCUAAAACUCAUAGAUUAAAAAUGGAUCAUAUAUAUAUAUAUAUAUAUAUAUAUAUAUAUAUAUAUAUUUACCCUUUUAUGGACAAAUGCUGAAAUGAUGAGUUAGGAGUUCUCAUAUUGUAGAACACCAUAUUAUAUAUUUAUUUGUGAUAAUUCAGUAAUAGAACACUAACAAAUUCCACAGAGCCCCAUACAUUCAGUAACUGAAAUAACCAAAUAGUUUUACAGAGACAUACACAGGCAAGGAUCUGAGGGACCUGCCUAUAAUCUAACAAUAUAAAGGGAGUUAUCAUUUAUACUGCUAAUUCAUUUAUUGCAAGAGCUGACGAUGUUUGUAUUUUACCCAAUAUCUGCAGCUUUACAACUUCUGCCCAAUUUAUAGCAUCAAAUAUUAUUAUUACAUUUCUUAUCUGUCACAGAAACCUGUUCCAGCUGGUCAUGUGACCUGCAUUCACACAUUUUUUUUCUUGAUAAACAAAUUUUAUGCCAAUGUAUUCUUAACCCUUUCUCUAUUCUGCUGACCUAGUUAGCAUAUAGCUCUUUAUUUCUCAAGAAAAAAAAUGAAUUUGUUGCAAAGUGACAAAUGUAACUUUUUACUAUCUAAGUAACGGAGCUCUUUCAUCAUGGUCUCCUGAGCACAAAAGUACCAUGAUUAAAUAAUUACUUAAUUUGCACCAUUAGAACCCGUUUCCCAGUUAGGGCCAAAAUGAGUGACCAUAUACUUACUAAUUAGGUAAAAGGAAGCACUAUACAAAGCCCUUUAAAUGUCCAUGGAUGAACUUCCGCAAUGAUUCAUUAAUGAUGUAACUGGAUAUUCCACAGAUGUGAAGAAGACCCUCUGGGUUGGAAAAAAUCCAUGGCCAGAUAGACUUACUGGUCCAAUCAUUCACUGUGGUGUGUUUUUGUGAUUGACACUGAGCAUGCUACUCUGAGUAAUCAGACUCUUCUUUUUUGAUUUAUCCAGCUGUGUAAAGAGUGGCUGUUUUGAGCUCACCAUGAGUAGUCUCAAAAUGUGUUUGAGGAUGUCCACCAAUAAGCAGUAGUGAGUCCAUGAGGAUUGCAUUUAAAAAAAAAUGUCACCAUAAGAGAGACUAGCCUUGCCAUUAGGGACCUGCGUCAGAAUGUGUCAAGUGACCUUUUGCAUAUUUUUUUAUGCACUCAAUAUUAUUCUCCAUCCAGAAGGGACGGCUUUGAUAAUGGGAAUAAUUUAAUUAAACUGUUUAAUGUGAACUUUAUUACACUUGUAAAAUGAGUCAUUGAGUUAAUUUUCUAAUUGAAUAAUGGGUUACUAAGUAAAUGCCAUGUACAUUAUUUAGGGCCCUGUCAAAUAAAAGGUUAAAGGAACACUAUAGCAUUAGGAAUACAGACAUGAAUCCCCUAACGUUGCAGUUAUUAAAUACCUAUUAAGGUGCACUCCGUCAUGUGAGAGUUUGAAAGGUGAGAUAUACUUAGUUCUCGGCCUUCGCCAUGCCUUUCUCCUUCCUACCUCCCAGACUUUUUCGGAUCAAUAGGUUAAUCCAGCAAUCAAAACAUCGCUGUUUCUUCAAAGUGGCAAUGUUUUCAGUUGCAAAGUUAAAACAUAAGGGACAUGGCACCCAGACCACUUCAUUGAGAUGAAGUGGUCUGGGUGCCUAAUGUCCUUUUAAGAAGUUCUGAUCUAUAUAAUGCAUAAAAGUACGUAGGGAACUUAUAGAGUAACUACUUAAUAAAUAUAUUAAUUUUAUUACUGGCAUAUAUAAAGUGCCAACAUAUUCCACGGCACUGUACAAUUAGGAAAAAGACAAAACAAUAAAAACCGACUAAUACAAAAGGUAGAGGGCACUGUUGUGAAUCAAUGGAAUGUUUCUGCUGAUAAGACUUAGCACUUUUUAGGUCCAAUGUAUGAAAGGGUUACUCCAACCACCAUUACCAUUUUUGCUUUUAGAAGUGGUCAUACUGGUAGGAACUGUAUGUGCAGUGUUUCUGCUUGCCACACUGCACAUACUAAGAUAUCUUCACUAUUGUGCCAGGGGCUAGGUGCACCAGCGUGACAUAAGAAGUCUGUUCCAGACUGCCCUUUAUAAAUUCUGUGCAAAAAUUACAUUUGUCAUCUGUUCACACUGCAUGCUGGAAAUCAUGACCCUAAAAUUGAGACUGUCCCACCAAAAGUGGGAGAGUUGUGAGGCAUGUAUCUACCACUACCAGUCUCCCUGUCUGUCUAUUUUACAGCUAACAUUCUAAAUCCUUUUGGUGGUAUUUAUUGAUUUCAUUAAAAAGAAAACUCAUAAGUAUCAGUAAUACGUAUUUCUCUUUCUGGGUCAUAGAACAACUUUGGAAUCCAUUUAGAUUUAUUAUUAAUUGAUUAAGCAUUAGUGUUUAAGAGCUUCUGAAAAAUUGCAGCCAAAGGCAGCUCUUCAAUGACUCAGAGAGCAAGUCCUAUAUAAAGAAUAUUCAUAUCGUAUACUGAGCAGGAUUACGCCACAUUCAAUGCCAUACCAAUUUAAUCAUUCUCCAAGUUUAGAAUGUUAAGCUUAGGAAAAUGUGUAACUUCUGAAACUGCCAAUGUACUUGGAUAUUGUCCAUCCUUGUUUACAGGGGUGUGGACUCUACUGGGGUGGGGAUGGAGGGUGUUUGAGUAAUCCAACUAAAAAACGUUGUAUCAUGUACUUUGUGUUUAUAAAAAAAAAAAAACAAUUAUAUUCAAAUAAGUUAUGCCCAAAUUACUUUGUAUACUUCCAUAACUGGUUGUUAAUUUUAAAUGUUACAUUAUAUUAUAUUAUUUAUACAAAAGUGCUGUGUUAAAAAGACAAGCAACUAAUAUGCACAGGAUCACCGGUUUAUUAUUAAUAUCAUUUAAAUGGUGCCAACUAUUCCACAGCCCUUACCGCCCAGUUGUGGUGGAUAUCAUGAUGACUUAGAAAGUGCAACUUUUAGUGUUUUACAUCUGGGCGACUAAUAGCUGAAUGCGAAAACACAGAGAGUAUUAGCAGGGGGUGCAGAGGUUUUCUAUCAGCUGUUACAACAUUGGACAUAAGUCCUUAGUUCACAAUGGGCAUGGGAUUUACCCUGCCACUCUCAUAUGACACAACUUAAUCCUCAUGUACAUACAUGUAGCCCACAAAGCCUAAUUUACCUUCCCCACCUCGGCCCUCGCUAAGAGAAACGUAUCCUUUGCCAAAUUCUGCCCCUCUGUAUCUCUGCAGAGGGACAUAAAAAAACACUUGUCAUUUCAUAGUCUACAGCAACUUUGGAAGGACAGAUGGCUGCAAUUUAGUAGUAACUGGGUGGAUGGGGGGCUAGGAUAGACAUCUGUUGAAAUUGCACUUACUGCAUAUGGACCAUACAUCACGUACAUAUACAAGUUGUAUGACCAUUUUAGUCUUUUGUUUAGCGUUUUUCUUUUGUUUUGUUUUUGUUACGUAUACUGUAAAAAUCAAUUUCUGCUUAAUUUCUAUUAUUUCCGAUCUUGUAAAAAAAAAAAGAGGUAUGUAAUCUAUAAAAUAUUUUUUGGCAAAGAUCAACGUCAACUAUUAAAAUUGUGGAAAUAUAUUUAUUUUAAUAUUUUUUUUUUAAUAAGUAGGAUAAGGGUAAUUGCUUAAAAAAAAAAUAUAGCAGCCAUGCAGUGGCUACUAUCAUUUAUGAGUAGUCCAGUUGAUUGUUUAUUUAUCUCAGACUAUGUUCAGCUAUCAUAAGACCCUCUGCUCUCUCUUGAAUGCUUUAACUUUCUUAGCUGCAGUUACCUUGACUGCAGUUUGCUAAAAUUGCAAUUCAAAUCAUUGAUUUAUAUUAAAAACUUAAUGGGCUACUCCAGACAAUAAAAUUAUUACAGGAACAAGAGUUCCGAACUGGCUAAUCUCAAAUAUGUGCAUAUUUCUAUAUAAAUAAUUGCAUUCAUUGGCAUUCAUGAGCCAGCUGACACUUUCAGCCAGUGAAUGGUCAGCAGGAUCAACGUACAGCAUCUGCAUAUCUGCAGAAACCAAACAUUGUCACUGGUUGAUCCGCUGGGAUCCAGGUAAGAAGGCAAUCCAUUGCAAAACCUUUUGCCCCGUAAAUGAGAAAUGGAGCCAAGCUAAUCCUGGUAUCAUAACCACUACAGCAGCCUCCAGCGGUUAUAAUGCUUGCAGUAACCCUUUACUUAAUAUAAGAUGAGUGGUGCUUUUCAUAUUUGAGAAAACUGUUCAGGAAAAUAGUUUUGUAAAGCCCAAUUUUGCAUUUUUCUCUGUAUUGACAUGUGACAGUCCAUUGCAAAUAUUCAUAUCUCAAUAUCUAUCACUGAGAUACACUAAGACGGAUAUGUCAUGCUAGGUAUUAUAUGACUACAGUGGUUUUGAAAAACUAGGGGGAUCCUUCCAAGCUGACAACUGGUUUAAGUGGGGAAUGUGGAACUCUGCCCAUUGCAGCCGAAAAGUUAGGCUAUGUGCCAGCAACUUAAUUAAGUCUCUGUCAAAGUUGCCAUGUUUUGUGAAAAAGAAAUACCAGUAAUACCACUACACGAACAUGGCUGUUGUUUUUAAAGGCCGAUAACCUCAAUUCUAAUAGUCAGGGAGAAAGCUUUCAUUUCUCUUUGCUUACCUUAAUUGAAGCAAGAGGUUUUUCCUAUGGGAAAGCAUUGUGAUUGGCUGAGAUCAUCAAUUCUAACAAUGUUAGCAAAGGAGAUGGAUUGGGGACGGGCCAGACAUGAGCAGCACGGCGCAGCACUGGAAAAAGGUAAGUAGAUCACCUUUCUAACCCGUGGUAAGGAGGGCCAAUCACAUAAACUGUGGUUUUAGAACUAUAGUGUCAGGAAUUACGUUUGUGUUCCUGACACUAUAGUGCCUCUUUAACCAUCAUUUUUGAAUAUACACCAUUUUCUAGGCAACACAACAGAUUUAUCAAUCUCUCUGUUGCGUUGGGAACAUGUUCUAUUUCACUUCUCCUUUUUUCUGCCACUCUAAUUUGCUUGAUCAGUAGCAGAAGUCAUGGCCCUUGUGUACCGCACCAAUCUCCUAUCGAGGUUGGACGGAGAAUAAAAAGCAGCCCUGGAUUUUUUUAUGUCAGCCAUAUAUUGCAUUUUGUCACAUAGUGUGCAGUUAUACAGGUAUUAAAAAAAUUUUUCAAUGGAAAUUAUUACAUGAAGAAGUGCACUACAAUGACUUAAAGGGACACUACAGUCACACAACUUUAGCUUAAUGAAGCAGUUUUGGUGUAUAGAUCAUGCCUAUGAAGUCUCACAGCUCAAUUCACAGCCAUUUAGGAGUUAAAUCACUUUUGUUUCUGUUUAUGCAGCCCUAGUCACACAAACUAAAUGGUUCUAUUUUCAAUCAGACACUACUUACUUUAAAAGUUUUAUUUCCUGUUCUUUCAAUUGAACUUUAAGUACAUACAUUCUGCACCUGGAAAACAUGGCUGUUGUUUUUGGCAAAAGUAAUACAUUAGAUAGAAUUGGCAAUAAAGGAAGUAUAAACAUCAGAUGAAUCUUUACAGGAAGUGUUUAGGAAGGCUGUGUAGGUCACAUGCAGGGAGAUGUGACUGUGGCUGCAUAAACAAAGUGAUUUAACUCCUUUAUGACAGAGAAUUGAACAGUGAGACUGCAGUGACAUAAUCUAUACACCAUCUAUACACCUUUAAAGGGACACUAUAGUCACCAGAACAACUACAGCUUAUUGAAUUUGUUCUGGUGCGUAGAAUCAUUAUCUUCAGGCUUUUUGCUGUAAACACUGUCUUUUCAGAGAAAAUGCAGUAUUUACAUUACAGCCUAGUGAUAACUUCACUGGCCACUCCUCAGAUAGCUGUUAGAGAUCCUUCCUGGGUCAUGGCUGCCUAAAAUGCAUCCAAACAUUCAGUGUCUCCUCCCACUGCAUGCAGACACUGAACUUUCCUCAUAAAGAUUCAUUGAUUCAAUUUAUCUCUAUGAAGGAUGCUGAUUGGCCAGGGCUGUGUUUGAAUCAUACUGGCUCUGCCCCUGAUCUGCCUCUUUGUCAGUCUCAGCCAAUCCUAUGGGGAAGCAUUGUGAUUGGAUCAGGCCACCACUUCUGAUGAAAAACAAACAAAGAUAAAGGUUGCACUAAAAUAGACCAAAUAGAUAAAAAUAUGAAUUAAAAGUCUUAGCUGUAAAAAGAGAUUCUAUAGAUCAUAUAGUCCAUAAAGUGCUGGUUCUGAAAAGUGCUUGUCCAGAGGUAAUGUCCUCAAUGUUCUUCUUCAGGGAGAUCCAGUAGCAUGGAACGAUAAAACAGAUACAGAAACCAAAUGGUGUAGUACGUCUAAUAUGAUAUAGAAGAUAAAAGGGAAGAGAAGUAAUGCACUCACGUGUAGUAGAGCUUUUAACUAGCUCUUAGUGUAAAAGGCGUACAGCGGUAUGAUCCCCGCUUAUGGGAUAUGGUGCAGACUUCUUCUUAAAUAAAAUAGAGAGAAAAGGAGUAGUGCUCACUGGUUAAAAUUAAUAAAAUAAUUUAAAAUGCAAGGGUACUCACAAGAGUGGAACAGGCAAACUGCUCCUUAGCAACAGCGUCGGUGGUAUGAUCCCCACCUCAGGAUUACUUGGAGUCCAGAAGAAUAAAAUGCCAGGUAGAAGAUAAAAAUAAAAAUAUAUGUAUAAAGUGUAUAUAAAAGAUAAUUGGUACAAAUAAAAAGUAGCCAAAAAAAUCUUUAAUAGAUUAAAAUACACAAAUAUAGUAUCCACAAACGCGUUUCACCAAUAAGGCUUUAUCAAUAUGGAAAUAAACAUAAUACCUGUCAAGGUUUCUUUAAAUAAGGGUAUAAUUAAUUGAAAUUGACGCCAAAACUAAAGGCAACCAAUCAGAAUACAGGAAUUAGUAAGAACAAAAUACAACUUUAAAAAUACCUAUUUUUGUAAUGGUUAUAUAAAAUUUAUGAUACACACAAUUACAUGUAGUGUUUAAAAGUAAAAAACGAGCGUAAGUUUAUAUAACAUUGAGUGUUGUUCCGGUCACGUGACUUUCGUGAGACCACAAAGGAGUAUGGGGGAUGUAGUUAAAUUCGGCGCAUGCGCGCGUCCCAGAAUGGGGAGGUGCACGUCGGCACGCAUAGUAUUGCGGCCGGCGUGACAAGGAGGGAAAUAAAAAGGGGUGCGCCUAGUAGGUCAAUUAGACCAAUAGGCGCAUAGGUGGGCGGGACGGGAGCGGUAUACAAGCCGCAAAUAUUGCGGCCAGCAAGACAAAGAGGGGAAUAAAAAGGGGGCACGCCUAAUAGGUCUUAAGGACCAUUAGGCAAGAAAGUGGGCGGGAGGGGGACGGUAAAUGAGCCGCAGAACGGCGGCAAAAAGGACAAUAGGAAUAAAAUUAGAAAAUUAGACAUAUGCCUCAAUAUAAGAGGCACUAUUAUAUAAAAAAUAAACAAAUGGACAAUAAAAAUUGGACAAUAAAAAUUAGACAUAUGUCUUGGUAUAAGAGGCACUGUUAUAUAAAAAAUAAUGAAUAAUAAAAAAAAUAUAUUAAAUAUGUUAAAAACAUAUGGGAGAAAUCUAAAAUGACAUGGAAAGGGCAGUAAAAAAUGAAAUAAAAUUAAAAAUUGUAUAUAGAGAUGAGAUAACAGAUUAUAAAAAAUUGUAUAAAUCAAAAUCGGCAUAUAAACCAUGGGGUAUAAGGGUCUGGACAUUAUACACCCAUUCCAUUUCAGUUCUCCCAAGUAUGUUUUUAAUAUCACCACCUCUCCAGGGAAUAGUACAUUUUUUUAUUCCCAUACACUUUAACAAUUUAGGAUCUUUAUUAUGUUGAAUAAAAUGUUUGGAUACUGAAUGAUUCAGAUAUCCAUUUUUAAUAUUUCUGCAAUGCUCGCUCAAUCUUGUUUUCAGGCACCUUGUGGUCAUUCCAACAUACUGGAGGCCACAAGGGCAUUCGAGCAAGUAAAUUACAUUUUUCGUACUGCAAUUAAUGAAAUCGUUCACCUUAUAAACCUUUUUUGUCACAUUGGAGGUAAAAGUGGUUAUUUUAGAUGGCACUGUAGGGUCAGUGGUUUUACAUACUAUACAUGUUUUGCGUUUAAAAAAAACUUUAAUUUGGCGGAACAGAGAUAUGGAUUUUUUUUAUUAGUUUCUCUGGUAAAAAUUUUGGUUAAAAUAGAUUUAAAAUUAGGAGCUCCUCUAAAAACUACAUUUGGAUGUUUGGGUAAAAUUUUAUUGAGAAUGUCAUCCUCUUUUAAGAUGUGCCAAUGCUUUUUUAUUAUCCUUUUUAUGUUUCCACUUUUAUUGUUAAAAUUAAAGAUAAUAGGCAGAGGCAUAGGUCCUUCUGUAUUUUUUGUUUUAUAGGUUAAAAGUUGAUCUCUAUCUUUCUGUUGGAUGUUGUUAAUUGUGUCUGUUAAAACGAGUUCUGAAUUUUUUUUUCCAUUAAUUUAUUUUUUUUAAAUUCUGCUUGUUCAUUAAAAUCAUAUAAUUCCGAACAAUUUCUCCAGAGACGUAAAAAUUGGCUCUUGGGAGCACUGUCCAGCCAAGGUUGAUAAUGGCAACUGGAUUUGUUUAUGGCAGUGUUAACACAAACUUUCUUAAAAAAACGUCUUAGUGUGUAUUUGCCCUUUCUUAAUAAAAAUACUGAGAUCUAAAAAGUUGAUGUGUUCCUUACUGAUGAUAUCAGAGGUCAGUGGAAGUUUAUCAGAGGUCAGGCAGAGGCAGCAGCUUCAGACUUGAAUACAAGUAAGAUUUUACUAUUUUCAGGGAGGCAAAGGGGGCCAAGGGGGCUAGAUAGUGGUUUUAACACUACAGGGUCAGGAAUACAUGUUUGUGUUCCUGACCCUAUAGUGCUCCUAUUAAUCCAUUGAUAUAAUGUAAUGUGUAUAGCAUAUAAUAUCACAUGCCUCCUAUCUGUCCUGCUUUUGGAAGGACAGUCACAAUUUUGGGGUGCUGUCUGCCGUCCCGCUUUAAUUUCUUGGUGUCCCACAUCUGGACACACUCAAGCUGCGAAUAUUAGGACCAUGUAUGGAGCAGUUCAGCAGUAGUUUAUGAGUCAUAUUAUUUUGACAUUACACAUUCUUAUGGCGCAUUUUUUUGACUGUCUCUUUUAUUCCCCAUAGAUCAUAAUAGAAGAGUUAGAGGUUGAGAGAAAUGAUAUAACUAUAACCAUUACUGAACGCCUUAAAGAGUAUCAUGAACUGAUGCAAGUCAAGACUGGACUCAGCCUGGAAGUGGCAGCUUACAGGUAAGAUAUCCAGUGCAUGACACCUGUACAAUGACAGCAGAUACAGGCCAGUUGUAUUACAUCUGUAAAAGAUCAUCCCUGCUUCUGCAGCAAGAAAUGCUUUCCAAUGGUUGUCUACAAACCAGAAACUUUUGCAUAAAUCAGAUUAAAAAAAACAUGUGACCUGAUUAUGGUUAUGAUGACUGACUAUUUUAACAAACUUAAAGGGACACUAUAGUCACCAGAACAACUACAUCUUCAUGUAGUGGUUCUGGUUUGUAUAGCAUGUCCCUGCUGGCAUUUUAAAGUAAUCACUGCCUUUUCAGAGAAAAGGUAAUGUGUACAUUACUGCCUUUUAACACCCAUAGUAGCAGUCACUCAGACAGCCACUAGAGGUGCUCCUUGGAUCAGUGCUGUACAAUUUGCCGCACUGACGUUCAGUGUCUCCACACUACACGGAGGCUCUGAACUUUCCACGUACAGAUGGCUUGAGUCAAUGUAUCUCAAUGAGGAGAAGCUGAUUGGUGCAGAGCGGCGUUUUGCCACGCAUGCGCGAUAGUCUCCCAAUGCUUUCCUAUGCUCAAGUUUGAUGAUCUCAGCCAAAGAGGCGGUUAAAAAGUAAAUAACCUUUUUAACCGUGGACAAGGGUGAGCAAGGGAGGAUUAAACAGCUAUUUAGACUAUAGUAAAGCGCUACAGAAUAUGCUGGCGCUAUAUAAAUACCAGUAAUAAUAAUAAUAAAUCACUUUAUUCUCUUUUUUGUAAUGUAUAGUGUCAGGAAUACAUGUUUUUACUUCUGAUACUAUAGUGUUCCUUUAAUAACAAGCAAAUUUAUAUUUUAGUAGACACAAUAUUUUUUUUAUUUUGGUCAUACAUUUUGCCAUUUCCAUCCAUUCCAGUUCUAAGCUACUUUAACUUUGUAAAGUUCUUUGGACGUUUUAUGAUUUUGGUCAAACUGAAUGUAGUUUAUAUUAUUACUAUAAAGGAGUAGCAAAUAAUAAAAAAAAAACUUCUUGAUGGAUCAUUACUAAAAAAAUAAAAAAUGAUUAGAAUAAAAAUGGGCAGACGGAAUAGAAAAAUGCAAAAUAUUCAUGUUUUAAAUUCUUUAUUACAUUAAUGAUCUCAAUUGAUGCACCUUAUUUCAAAAUUAAAAAUGCAUUUUUAAUAUAACAUUUAGUUCUAAAGAUAGAAGCAAAAGUUAAAUCUUUAAGUAGCUCUGUAAUUUGAUUCUACCAUUUAUUUGAUAAAUACUUUUUUAUCUUUUAGUUACUUGAUUUUUCUAUUCUGGUUUGGAAUAAAUGAAAUUACCGUUAGUGACACAGAAAGUCAUCUGUUAAGCCAGAUAGAUGCCAUCUCUGCGUCCACCUGUUACAUGUAUUUUGCGUGGUCACAUUUCCACAUUAUAGCUCAUUUUCCUGUCGGGCACGUUCGUCAAUCUAGCACAUCAUUUUUAUCCUAACCUAACAUGCUGAAAAUAAAUUAUUCUACAAGAGGAAUGAGGCAGUGAGUCAGUUUCCUGGCACCCCGCAGGGUGGGGUACAGUAUUAAUUUUGCUUUUAUUUUGGUUGUCCUCCGUUGUCAUGAGUUAUAGUACUCGAUUAAUCCGGCUCCCUUUGCUCAGCUGCUCCAUGUGUGUGCUAUUUGAUAUUAUGUUUAGUGUUUUUAAUUGCUUUAGAAACACAAGUGACAACAAGAGCCAGAUAUUCUGAGUUAUCUGCCCAGUUACUAGGCAAUUUCUGGUAUCUUCCCUGUAUUGGCUAUUAGUAACACCUUGCAUGAUCGCACACAAUAAAUUAAACUGGAGAAAAUGUGAGUCUAUCUAAGAAAGUACAUUUAAAUUCUAUAAUCCACAGGAAUUUGCAGAAACAGUUCCCCUACAUAGUGAUGAAUUGUUUACAUCAACAAUCAAGAAUAUACAGAUACUAAGAAAAUAAUGAAACUUGGGUAACAGUAGGAUGGGACGAUUGUGGAGUUAUCUAUUAGUCACCAAAUGAGUAUUUAAUAGCUAAAAUUUGUAAAUAUCCUAAAAGAACCUGAUAUUCAAAUUUGGAUGUUUACUAAAUCCAUUAAGUGCCACAUUUUGAGAUUGGCCUUGAAAGUGCAGUCUCAUUUCACAGCAAUUUGGUGUCUGCAAAUAAGUAAGUGUAAAGUCCUUUCAAAGUAGAUGACAUUGGAUAUUUAUAAAGCAUCGUAUUACAUCCAAAUUGAGGGAUUUCAAAUUGCUUAUUUUAUUCCUGCCUAACUCAAGUCCCAUAUUUAUAAUUGAGCUUCUGACUGUAUAAGCAGACUCGGAUUUAAAUAUACAUCUUUAAAUAAUUAAAUAAAAACCUGCCCUGGGAUCCUUCCAAUUGCAAGAUACAUGAAGCAAAUGGACUUGUAUGUGAUUAUCUUCUAAACUGCUAAUGGGCUUGUGUGCGACAAUGUUCUAAUCCUCCUAAAUAUAUGUACCACCUCACCUUUAAAUUAAAUAUAAGGAGAUGUCCAGCCAGGCUUUGGCAGUGAGCUCAUAAAAGCCCACAAACAAUAUUUCACUAAUCGACAACUUGCUGUUCACCGGAUGUGGCUAAGGCGUUAACAAAUUAGUAGGUUAAUAGAGUUCUGGAGACCCUUGCAUUAGUUGAAUCAUCCUCCAUUCCACAGCAAGGAAUGGGCGAAGACAUGAUUGUCUAGGGUGCUUUGGUCCUGUCAUUUUAACCAUUAAUGGUAAAAAAAAAUUCAGUUUUUCAGAAACAGCCAUGUUUAGUUUAAAGAGUUAAGUACACCUCUAGUGACUGUCAUACUGACAAUCAAUGGAGGCUCUUCCACUGCAACAGCCAUGUCAACUACCUGUCAUACUAACAGCCACUGGAGGCGCUAGUGGCUUCCACUGCAUUCAGUCAGAUGUUGCAGCCUCCUUAGGAAAGUAUUGAUUUAAAGCUUGCAUGUGGGUACGGCACUAGGUGUACAUGCCCAUCAUGUCCUCAAUACUCCUCUAUCAGGAGCAUUGGAUUAGACCAUUGCAGAGGAGGCCAUGCCUCCUCCAUUACGUCUCAGGAGAAGGAGAAAUAAGCAGUGCUGAGGGAUCCUCGGCAUGGAAAAAAAGGCGAGUAAGAUUCUUUAUUUAAUUAUUCUUAUGGCACACAUAUUUUAUGGCACAGGGACACUAAAGCAUAAGGAUAAUAUACAUAAUAAAAGAAUCACUUCAUUCUCUUUUUUGUAACAUAGCAAUUUAAAGGUUGGAGUUACUUCCAGUUUGUUUACUAUCUGUGGCCUGAUUGAAUAGCCAGAGUUUCAGUUUGGGAAUUCAUUUCCGAGUAAUCGCUGAGUUAUUUGAACUAACCACCAUCCCUAUACAUGGUCUAAUAUUGGUAAAUUCAGAUUUAGACACUUUCAGAAGAGUUAAACAUUCGUUUGAUCAGUUUAGAAUAUAGCAGAUGACAAUCUAUGCCAAUAGUUUAUCUAAAUCUGCUACCACAAAGUAAUCACUUAGUUAAUAAUCCUCUCCAUGGCAGUUUAGGUGGAAGCUUGCAUUUUGAAAUUUAUUAUUAUUAUUAUUAUUAUUAUUAUUGUUUUAAUUUUUAUAUAGCGCCAUCAUAUUCCGUAGCACUAUACAAUGGGUGGACUAACAGACAUGUAAUUGUAACCAGACAACUGGACGUACAGGAACAGAGAGGUGGAGGGCCCUGCUCAAUGAGCUUACAUUCUAGAGGGAGUGGGGUACAGUGACACAAAGGGUAAAAGUAGGGAUAUGAAGUAAAUUGUUAGAAAAGUAUUCACUGAGAACUUAUUAGGUAAUUUUUGACAGUUUCAGGAGAGGAGUCAUGGGGGGUGGGGGAUAAAAACCUGCUAACAGUUUAAUUGAUAUGCUUUCUUGAAGAAGAGAGUUUUCAAUGAUUUUUUGAAUGAGUGGAGACUGGGUGAAAUUCUUAUGAAGAAGGGAUUCCACAGAAGAGGUUCAGCUUUAGAGGUGGGAGUAUGGACACAGGAUAUACGUAGGUCUUUGGCAGAGCGUAGGGGCCUCAACGGGACAUACUUGUGUAUUAAGGAGGAUAGGUAGGUUGGAGCAGCAUUAUGUAGGGACUUGUAAGCAAGCACCAGAAUUUAAAAUUGAGCCCUAUAUCUAACUGGAAGCCAAUGCAGGGACUGACAGAGCGGGAAGGCGUGGGAAGUGCGAGCAGACAGGAAAAUUUUCCUUGCAGCUGCAUUCAUUAUAGAUUGCAACGGUGCAAUCUGGGAACACGUAAGACCACUGAGAAGAGUAUUGCAAUAGUCCAGGCGAGAGAGAACAAGAGCAUGGACCAGCAACUUGAAGAACAGAAUGGAGCCAGGGAAUUGGAGAAAAGUAUUGACAUAACCAAGAUGUUAGAUAUGAUGUGUUAUCAGUAUGUAACAACAAAAACAUAGUUAAGAAUGUUCUGAAGGUCAAGGCAACAUUAACCAAUGAUGAGUAAUCUACUGCCAGAUGUUGGGGAGUGAUCUUCACCUCAAGCCUGGAAUGCCAUUACAAACUUGCUUAGAGGGUGUUUUGCAAACUCUUGUAAGGGUUCUAGCCAGGAAAAAGUAGUCACAGAAAUAACAGAUUAUAUGGCUGUAGAUAUUUUUCAGGAUUAUACGUCAACUGUAGGUCUACUCUAAAAAAUGUGGUAUAUGUUCAAAUGUAUACAUAAUGAUUAUCUUCCCACCUUUUUCUGUUCUUCAUUCCUAACAGGGCUCUUCUAGAAGGAGAAAGCCAAAAGGGCACAGUAAUAUGGACAGAUCGCACAGUGAAAGAAAGACCUACAGGUGGAACAAUUAAUAAACAUGAAGAUGUCAAUUAAAUCGCAUGUAACACAAUGACAAUAUCAUUAUUACAUAUGAUUAAUUCACUUUGUUAAUAUUUUAUUUAAAACUUUUACUGUUUGUAUUGCAAGGGAAAAUGAAGUUUCCAUGGCAAAUAUCACACGUUCAGUUAAGGAUAUCUCACCAUAUAUAACUAGUGGCAUAAUGAUAAAGAUUUCAAAAAGUGCAAGAUAUGAAAAUAAUUGAUGAGGUCUGGGAAAUGUAUCUGUCUACACUAAAAUAUACAGUAUAUUAGAAUACAAAAUAUAAGAUAAAAAGUACAAUAUAAAAAGAUUCAAUUUAGUUCAGUUUUUAGAUGCAUGGGGCUUUUAUGUAGUGGUUAGGUCCAGAGAAAGCAACAAUGCUACAUGAACUAAAGUCAGGUUUUGUCUCCCAUCUGGACAUUAAAGGGACACUAUAGUCAGAAGAACAACAUUAUCUUAAUGAAGCAGUUUUGGUGUAUAGAUCAUGGCCCUGCAGUCUCCCUGCUCAAUUCCCUGCCAUUUAGGAGUUAAAUCACUUUGUUUAUACAAUCCGAGUCACACCUUCCUGCAUGUGACUUGCACAACCUUCCUAAAUACUUCCUGUAAAGAGUCAUCUAAUGUUUAUACUUUAUUUUAAAUUCUGUUUAACUUUUUAACCUGCUGUGUUAAUAGCUUGCUAGACCCAGCAAGAGCCUCAUGUAUGUAAUUAAAGUUCAAUUUACAAAGCAGGAGAUGAUAAAAAACUUUUAAAGUUACUUACAUUGGAUUGAAAAUGAAACUAUUCUGUUUUCAUGCAGGCCGUGUCAAUCACAGACAGGGGAGGUGUGGCUAGGGCUGCAUAAACAGAAACAAAGGUGACAACUCCUAAAUGGCAGUGAAUUGAGCAGUAAAACUACAGAGGCAUGAUCUAUACAUCCAAACUGCUCCAUUAAGCUAAAGUUGUUUUGGUGACUAUAGUGUCCCUUUAAAGAUAGUAAAAUCUUGUAGAACUCUUACAGCUUGGUGUUUUGGCACCACCUACAUUUGCACAUACAUCGGUUGUUUGUCAGUAGGCCUAUGAGAUAAUUUCACCUGUGGAACAUUGAUGAAGAUUAUGCAAGUGGAGAGGAUGAGAGAGGGUUAGUGGAGAACCUAUGUAAAUUGAAUUGAGAAAAACCUUUACGUUUCAUCUAUAAAUGAGAAAUAGAUUUACAUUCUAAUUUUUCAUUAAAAUGUCUGUGACUUUUUUUUUUUUUUUUGAAUUUCCCACCUACUGUUGCCCAAGUUAACAAUAUGAUUCCUGUCAUGUAUUAGUAAAUUUUUUUUUUUUUAAUAUCCUCUAGUACAAGUGUGAAUUUAUGAGCAACAGUAUGUUCUGCAUUUGGUGUGUUACUGAUUUCUAUGUCUUUUUAUAUUUGUAUCAAUCAUAGGUCGUGUAAUUUCAAGUUUUCAACAGUCAUCAAGAUAUUCUGGGGUCAAGAGGGAAGCUGAGAGAAGGGACUUUCCAGGAUUCAGAAGCCAAGAAGCAGUGGCAAAAAGAACUUCAGAUAUCCACAGAUUCCAGUCAAGAACAGUGCCAGAAAUACACAUUAGACCAUUGUCCACAGACUUAGGAAGGAUAAAUAGCUCAUAUGUGUCUCAUGUUCAUGAGAUGUCUACACAAAAAAAGGAUGAUAGGUUUGGCACAAGCUUCCCCCAAAAACAUGAUUUACUGAAAAACAGACACCUUCACCAAAAUGUGAAUGAAACAGUAUCUCGUAUUGUGUCAGAACCAUAUUCAUCAAGACUUUCUACACCAUACACUCAAAAGGCAAAACAAGAACAGGUGAGUAAUACAAAAUCAAGUGUCAUCAUUAAGUCACAGCCUGAUGUGGUCAGUAACGCUCAAAGAGAAUCCAGGGUAGAUGAUAAAAUAAAGGAAACAAAUGUGACAAAGCACUUUGAAUCUAAGGUAGUGGAGGAAAUGAAUGUGAUAACUAAGGGCACUGAGGAUCAGACGCAUGAUUUGGAACACAGAAAAAGUAGCCUAAAUGAGGAGGAAAUUAGAAAAGAAGAUAGAGUAAGUGUAACACAGAGAGAAGAGGAAAAUACAAUAACAGAACCUAAAGUACAGGAACUACCAGUCAAAAAGGAAAGGAAGAAAAGAGAACAAGCUAAGAAGAAGAGAGAGGAACUGGAGAAAGUAGAAUCAAGUGAAAUAACUAUUAUGGCAAGAGACAAUGAGUCAGCCAAGUCAAUUACACUUGGAGAAAAGCCAGGAGAAGAGCAAGUGUUUACAAACAUACCAAUACAAUUUGAAAUAAGAAAGAAUGAGGAUAGGUCACAGACAAUUCAUGGAGAAAAUGUCAGGGAGAUUCAAAUAACCAGAAGUUCAAAACAAACCAAUGCAAAUGAAAAAAAUACUUUUUUAAAAGAUGUAGAAGCACGUACACAAAAUAAAGAAGUAGAAGGUAGCAAAAGCAAACCGACUAAAGAAACUGAGGUGGUAAUAACCUCAUCUGAACACUUUGGCCAACCAUCUGCAUGGGAUGAUAGUGAGGCUUCUGUAAAGAAGAAAUUAUUUGCCAGUGAUGGAUCUGUCAAAACUGACAUUACUGUGCAGUCUAAGAUGGAGAAAAAAUAUGACUUUUUUGAUGAACAUGACAUUGUAGAAGCACGGAACAAUAGAGCACGUGUUAUAUCCGAGGAAAGUGUAUUUAGAAACUUAGAAGAAAUGUAUACUGAUGAAAAAACUAGUUUUCUAGGAAAUGAAGAAGGUCAUGCAGAAAAUAAAGGAGUAAACACCUCUACUACCAAGGAAUCAGAGGUAUUCAUAACUUCAUCUCAGAACUUGAGAGAAAAAGAAAUGGUAGCAGAUAUUCUUAAACACUUUGGUCAACCAUCUGCAUUGGAUGAUCCCAGCGUGACCUUUAUAGAAAGAAAACAAGUGGGCAGUGAUGGAUCAGUAAAAACUGAGAUUACUGUACAGUCAAAGACAGAAGAGGAUGUGGACCUUUUCGAUCAACCUGAUCUUGUUGAUCUGUGGAACAGAAAAACAUACGAAGAAGUCCAAAACACUGAGACAGGAGAUACAAAAGGCUUAGUAUACAAUCAACAGCAAGGAGAGUUUACAAAAACAAUAUUUGGAGAAACAAAAGGUGCAGAAGCAAAAGAUUGGAUAGAAGAUAUCAUUCACACCGGUCUAAAAGGGAAACCAGGAUUGUCUGUUAAUGUUGAAAUAAUUGAGGAGUCCAUUGGAACAUUUGGAAGAACUGAAUUUUCCACCCCAUUUCAUGUUGAGGAAGCAGAGGAUAGUUAUCAUGAAAAACAAGAGAUAAGUGCUAAUGAAGAACUUAAUUUAUCCACCAAAAAACAAGAAGACAAAGAACAACCCAUUGAAGGGCCCACCAAUGUUGAGGAAGUAGCAGAGGGGGAAGAUAUAGAUGAAGAGACAAAUUAUUUUGUUUCAAUUCCAGAUGACAUUCCCAUUUUAGAAGACGAAGAGGAGGAGACAAUAAAAGGGCAAAUUCACAUAGAGGAGGAAUCCCAAGUUAAAUAUUCCUGGCAAGAUGAAUUCUUGCAAAGUUCACAGGGUCGGAAAAUGUUAAGUGAGUUUGUAAAAUAUGCUAGCAGUAAUGAACCAGACACAACUCAUCAUGAGGGUUUAGAAACACAGACUCCAAAAGAAACAGAGUCACAUUUUGAGACUGUCGUGAUAGAAAAAGAAAUUAAAAUCCCUCAUGAAUUCCAGUCAUCAAUCAUGGAUCUGUUGUCUAAAGAAAACAAAGUCCCUCAGCAACAGUUGAAAGGUGCAUUGGACUGUCUCCAUGGCAGUCUUCCACAAGACCUAGCUGUGGAAUUGGCAACCUUGGCUGAUGCAGAUAAAACUCAAGCCAGCAAUUUAGCAGUGGAUAUCAAAAAAGUUGACCAAACUAAAGAAAGUGGUUUGGUUACGAUUGUAGCAGAAAUAAAUGUGUCACAGACAGUGGAUGCCGAUGAUCUUGAAACACUGCAUUUAAUUGAGAAGGCUAAGGGUGGAGAUGCACCAUCACCGUACUCUGCUUUGGAAACCUCUGAAGAGAAAGCAAUAUUUCUAGACAAAACAGAAGGUCAUAAAUGGUCAUUUAACACUGAAUCUGGAAUAAAUAAUGAAUCUUAUAGUUCAGUUACAAUGAGAACAAAUAAAGGUGCUGAGUCCUACAGUCGAUAUCAGGACACUAAAAGUCCAGAAGGAGAAAUAUCUCGAUCACAAGUCAUCACUGAUAUGAGCAGACUCAUAAAACAUAUACCAGUGGGUGACCAAGAUGAUGGUUUCUCACAAGGGGGACAGAUAACUGACUCAGAAAAGCAAGGUUUAGUUGAAGAGCAAUCUGUGGAAAUGAAUAGAUCAACUCACCAUAUUAAAUUAGGACCUAGGGAACUAUACUCUAAAGAACAGAUAAUCUUUGAAGGUUCAAUCCCUCAAACCCUCAAACUGGAUAUAGAAAACAAUACAGAAAAUUCCUCAGAUCAAAACCGGUCAAUACGUCAUAUCAAAAUAAGUCCUACAGAAUUGCAUCCUACAGAGCAUAUUAUAUUUCAGGGACCCAUCUUCAAAUCAGAGGCAGUUGGCAGUGAUACUGUCAGAAAUGAACAGUAUAUAGAGAAGGUCAAUCCAAGUACAAAAGAUAUCAAUUUAGACUUUGAGGGACAACAGAGAGGCGUAAAAGUGAAUUGGGACCAAAAUAUUAUUCAAUCAGAAGGUGCAACAGGUACAAAUAAUACAGUUACUCAUUUUAAAAUGAAUUCAGGUGAAGCACAUAUGACACGAGAAAUCAUUUUUGAGGGUUCAAUCCCUAACAUUCUAACACGUAUCAAAACUGAUGGCCAAGAAACUAGUACACCAGAAGACAAUAACAUGCCUGUCGAACACAGUCUUGGUACUCAGAAGAUUCACACUGCAAAACAAAUAAAAUAUCAAGGCUUCAUUUCUGAACCUAAAAAAACGGGAGAUCCAGAAGGCUUUGCUGCAGUAGAAGGCCAGUCAAACGUCAAUACGUCUGUCCAUCACAUCAAAUUAAGCCCAAACAAAGAACAACAAAUUAUAUUUGAAGGCCCUCAUUCUAUAAAUUUAGCCUUUGAUGGUGGAAAGGAUAGCUCCUAUUCGAAAGACUCAAACAGGUCUAUUGCACAUAUCCAUCUGGGUGGCAAGGAAAUGCAAUCUUCUGAACAUGUUGUAUUUGAAGGACCAAUUACAGAAUCGUAUGAAUCAUCAGACUUCCUUGUUUCAUCCCCCUCUGGGGAUUCUACGGAGAGUGAGAGAUCAAUUAAACAUAUUAAACUUGGUCCAACAGAAAAAUCAUUUACUUUUCAGAUGGACAUUACCAAAGUUUCUACAAAAUAUGAAGAUGAAGGUGCAGUUAAAGAAAGUGAAACAAUGUUUGCUUCCAGCAAUACUGACAGGCAGCCAAUGAAAAGUGAGUCAUACAGGGGACUGACAGAUGAUAUGGAGGUGGCUGAAAGUGGAUAUGGUGAAGAAGAAAUCGCUGGUAUCUUUCAAUACCCUUAUGAGGUUGAAAUCAAUCCUCAAUCCCAAGGCAUCAUUGAUACCUCCGAAUUUGAUAAAACUGUUCAAGUCCACAGAAUAGUUCAUCAAAGCUCUGGAAUUUCUGACGAGAACAAAGUUGCUGUUGUUUACCUUGAAGAGGAAGAAGAACCGGAUCAAGAUUACUUACGGCGUUCAUUUUAAAAUUAAGUUUACUGAGAAAAAAAAGUUUCACUGAGAAAUUUAGGUUGUAGUCCAUAUUUAACAGACCAUUUUUGUCAUAUCUGCACACACAGGGCCUGACACCAGUUUAAAAGGUAGUACCUCACCUCGUAUCUACUUUCAGUAAGUCAAUCUGGCAUUUAAAGAGGCUUGACACCAACACCUGUAGAAUUUAGUGAGCAAUAUACUUAUCACUGUACUCACGCUGAGAUUAGUGUGUCUGUUUUUAGAAUAAGAGGAGGCAGAUGGUCUCCCAGUCAAUAAUAAACAUGUUUAAAUUAAAUUAUUACAGGGCAGUUCCUGGAUCUAAAUAGAGAGCAAAAGCUAUUUCCAGCCCUGCAAUCAUUUACUUGGAUAUGCUGUAUAUAUUUUUAGAACAUCAGCUUUCAUAAUUAUCCCAAGUACAUUUAAAAUAUCUCAGUAGGUCAAUAAUAUAAUGGUCCAUUGGAUGAAAUUUUACCGUACACAAAUUUAUUUCGCUAGUGUCACAACAAAUUCCCGUCACAUAUAUGAAAAUAUUGUAAUAGGACAAAUAAAUAGGAAAUGAUCUAAAAUAUAAGAUAUUGUGUAUCUGCUAUUCUAAAACUAUGACGGAGAUGCAGUGCAUAGCAAAUGCAAAUAUUAAUAUCACCUGCGGCAUAUAAGCACCACGUUUUCAAGUGAUUUGACAGAAACCACAUGUUUCUUUAGAACCACAAUUGUUGUACCCAUUCUGCCUGACAUCCACUACUGGGGAUUUUUUACAUCCUAAGCAUUUGUCCAGAAAUAUUAGGGCAUCCAUUGCCCUUUUAUGGACACCAAUUUAAAACAGCAUCACCGUGUCAGUUUAGCAAUGAUGGAAGAGUCAACAGUGCUUUGAUUGCAUGCAAAAGGCUUCAAAGAUUCAGGGCAGCUAAAUCCUGUGCUUCUCCAGUACUUGGAGACUAUCGUUGUUUAGUAGAUAAUCCCCUUGUGAUGUUGCUUUCUCUGAGCAUCUAACGAAAGGAUGGGCGUACUGGUGUCUUGCAGGAUAUGGCAACUCCAAAUCUUGGCAGCCUUUGAACAUAAAUUGCUUUGGACCUUUUCAGAGCUGUAAUAUAUAUUUUUAUACUGUAAGAGAGAGACGGAGAUGAAGAAUAAUAGCACAAGUGACAAACAAAGAACAAUAACACAAGUGACAGACAAACAACAAUAACACAAGAUGAAGAAUAGUUUGGAAUCAGAUUGGAAUUGUCACCUGAUUUAACUGAUUUAGAAUGUUUUCUUUUUUACAAUUUGUUAUUUUUAGCAGUGAUACAUUAAAAAGAAAGUAAUCUAAAAAUGGACGUUGAAGAACUGGCACCCAUGGAGAAACAGGCAGAUAUCCUAAAGGCGUCACUGCUUAUCAAAACAUUAUUAGAAACCCAGCAGUUUAAAACAGGCGCAGACACCUGAGUUUUGUAGGUUGAGACCCUCUAGAGUCUAAUAUAUCCUCCUUUUGACAAACAGAAGGCACAUGUAUGUCACAUUUUUAAAGAACCACUCCGCUCACCAUAAUGAUUUUAUUUCAGUGAAGUUGUUAUGGUGCCUGGAGGUCCUGGGCACUGACCCACCUUAAGGGAUUACACUGUUUUCUAACAGUUUAACACCAAAGUGCUGUUUCUGGCACCUGUUCUCCUGGAACCUUUUCUUCCUUCUUUGGCCCCAUCUUUAAAACAGUGAUAGGUUUAGUUGACGCUCUCAGUCUAUAACUGGCCUCCUAUUGAGGGAAAUGCUUUAGAAAGGCAUGUACCAGAGAGAUGAAGUCAUUAUGGUGCCUUUGUGUUCUUUAAGAUUAUGGGAAUGAAUAACAUCCACAUAUACAAUGUACAUAAGAUAGGUGUAUAUAUUAUCCAAUGAAAUCAGAGCACCAGAAUGCAUUAUACACAGGCAACUGAAGUAUAUUUAACAAAACACAAAAUAAUAUAUACUGAUCAAAAUGUAUUCAAUCUUAUUAGUACUGAUAUCCAAAAAUGGAAUGCUUCAAUAAUUGCACUUAAACAUCUAGAAAAAGAGAAAUAGACAGUGUUAAUUUGUGGCGCUCUCUUAACUUCGGCUCUCUCAUGAAAAACAGUGGACUAAAUUCCAAAUAAAUGAAGGCAAUAAUUAUAUUUAAAGGUUUUAGCUCAUUAACUGGAGGGCAGCAUCUUGUACUCAGUACUUAGGCCGUAUUAGAUAACUUGAGAACUGGAGAGGUAUUUUUCACUAUGGUUAAAACGUAACCACUUAUCCCCUUUAGUACAUCUCUCCCGCUGUGCUGAUUUUUUUCUAGUAGCAGUAAUCUGGUGUUCACUAAUCCCACUGUUGCCGUUGUGGUACACACUUGCGUAAUGUGUUUGUUUUUAUUACACUACAUUCUUUUAAUCUUUUAUGCUGCUUCAAUUGGUUUAGACAUCUGAGUGAAAUUACUGAAAUAAGUCAACCUGCAAGAUGAAUGCAGGGAUUUAUUUGUUUGAAAGCAUAGUACUAGACAUAAAACACCAUGCAGAGAUUAGCUCUUAGCGCAGGCUGCCAGCUGGACAAAAAAGUACUCAAGCCAUGGUGUGAAAAGUAUAUUUUAAAGGGACACUAUAGUCACCAUAACAACAACAGCUUAUUGUAGUUGUUCUGGUGAGUAUAAUAGUUCCCUUCAGGGUUUUUCAUGCAAACAGUGGCUUUUCAGAGAAAAGGCAGUGUUACAUUGCCUCUAGAGACACCUCCAAGUGGCCACUCCUUAGAUGGCCACUGGAGGUGCUUCCUGGGUCAGUGCUGCCGAAAAAGCAGCACUCUGCAUGGAGACACUGAAUUUUCCACAUUGAAUCAAUGCAUCUCUAUGAGUAGGUCCUUAUUGGCCAAAUCAGCAUUUGGCCCUGCCCCCCGUGCUGAUUUUAGCCAAUCCAAUGCUUUCCCUAUGGGGAAUCCAAUACUUUCCGUAUCUGCCAUUUUGAUGAUGUCACAAAGGGGGCGUGGCCAGCACCGGCGGACCCGCUCGGCGCUGGAAAUAAGGCGAGUUUUAAACUUUUAGAGGUGGACUGGGGGCAAGCCACCUAUAUGGUGGGUUAAACACUCUAGGGUCAGGAAUACAUGUUUGUGAUCCUGACCAUAUGGUGUUCCUUUAACAGUAAUCAGGGGGUGUAAGAAAAUCUCACUUAAGCAUCCAAUAAUUAGACAUUGGGAAUGGGACAGUUGCAAAAAUAAAAAAUAUUGCAGGACUGCAGUUUGAUUAACAUGUUAAUUGCAGUUUAAUUAACAUGUUAAUGAUCACCUUUUAACUAUAUGUUUUGCUUAAUCUUAAAGGUUCCAGGCAUCCAGCAUUUCCCAAAAUGCACUGGCAGCCACAAAGAUGUUAAGUGAUUUAUGGAGUAUUAAAGGAAAUGUAGUUUAAAACAUUUGAGAUCUGCAUUUGACUAAUCCCUAUUUAAAUGAAUCCAAAGUAAAGCAAAGCAUCUGUUUGACAGUACCUUGAAGGCUGAUAGUCCCUCCCACCCCCAUCUUCUCAGGCUGCUGUUUGGCAAAACUGUCCUGUGUGAGCCAUGUAGGCUCUUGUACAGUGCAUGAGAAUGAGGGGCAUGUCUUUGAUAGUGCUGCUCUGCUUCUAUGGAGCAACUGACUGGAUCCCAGGGGGAUAAAAUUUGGGAUGCAAAGAAUUAAUGAGAACUGAUGAUCCACUGGUAAAGCAUGCUCUGCUGCCAGCCCCUGGAAUAGGGUGCUUACAAAUGCUCUUCACUACAUAUUUAACCUCCAUUAAUAUGAAUGAUUGUAACAAAGGGUUGUGUUUAUUUCUGUGCAGCAGGUUUGAUAUAUUACUUUAUGGAAGAAUAAAUCUGUUGUGUCUUUUCAAAGGAAAGGAAAAUGUUACUCUUCUGAUUUGUGACAGCCUUAGGCAUUUCUUACAAAUGUUAUAGAAACUCUGGAGUGUUUUUGUUUUUUCUUAAGUAAAAUAUCUAUUGUAUAACAAUAUGCCAUUUAUUUUUGUACAUUGAACAAUGUUCCUGUCCCUGGGGGAAUGCGGUGAAUAUUCUAAUUGUAAAACAUGACAAUUGGUUAAACACAUUAAAAGCAAUCAUCUGAAAUGACGAAACUGCAUGUUUCAGCGCUGCCUUUGUACAGUGUUCGUUACAUUUUGGCAUACUUUUUUUGUGUUUCCACUUUUUCUGUCACUAUUGAACAAUAAAAAACAAUUCUUGUUUAAACUGAUGUUAUGGUAUGUAUGAAUACUUACAGCAGUUAUUUAAUCUGUGAACAAGGUUGGCUCGACUCGGUAGUAGUGUGGGACACAGGAAUCCAUUAAUGCUAAAUCAGACUUUUCUUCCAACUCAUAUAUUUCAGAUAAAUUUAGAAAGGUGGUUUUCA
This is a messenger RNA of Pelobates cultripes (western spadefoot toad), 34825 nucleotides long. NCBI's taxonomy places the organism in Eukaryota, Metazoa, Chordata, Amphibia, Anura, Pelobatidae. The record is from the annotation of a GenBank genome assembly.